This is a messenger RNA of Anopheles coustani, 2775 nucleotides long. RefSeq names its product locomotion-related protein Hikaru genki (gene hig). The record is from RefSeq and is a predicted model, not a curated record. NCBI's taxonomy places the organism in Eukaryota, Metazoa, Arthropoda, Insecta, Diptera, Culicidae. The transcript has 11 exons. Bases 1 to 2775 code for a protein of 924 amino acids.
AUGUCAACAGCCGUGCCGCCGGCGGAAGCGACGGUGGUGGCCGGCCGGAAGCGGCAACCGGGUCGCCACCGGGCUGCAACGCUGCAGCAGGGGAUGAAAAUAUGUAAAAUUGAAAUCGGAAAAUGUUUGCUUUUCGUCACGCUGCUAACGAGUGUUUGCGUUGCGGGCGUCCGGGGCGACGAGGCGGAGGCCGGUGCGACGCCGGCCGAUCCACAUCCGCCACCGACGAGCGAACCCGAAACGACCACCGGGUGUCCUCCGCCGGACUUGAAAAUCUCGCGACCCCGCAAACAUUACGCCACAACCGAGCCGCCCUUCGUGACAUUCGAGACGACACAGAUCUACCUUCCGCAGGACUUCACGACCGCCGACUUCGAGCUGGUCGAGCCAGGCAAGUCCGGUCUGCACGCGCCCGCGACCGACCCCGGUGGCCACAAUGCGGCCCUCCAUGGGUCCCGCGAUACCUCCUUCUGGUGGGAGCUUGGCAUACAGAAUGCUGAAGUUCGGGAGUCGUUGGCGGCCGCCUCCUUUCCGGCGCGCUCGAAGCGUGCCUCCUCGGGGGUGCUUCAUCGACGGGCCGCCAAUCGGCAUCACCGGCGUCGCCGUCGCUCUUCUUCCGCAGCCUCCUUCAACGAACAUCAGCUGCUCAACCUGGAGGAGCUUAGUCCGGCCAUCGUGAUCAACAACAUUUUCAACGAGAACGACAGCGACCACAGCGUGUACGACAACCUGUUCCUCAACAGCGCCCCGGUCGAGGGCGACGUGGAGUUCGAGGGUGCCGGUGCUGGGGGCGAGGGCGAAGGCUCACCAGGGAUGGACAAGAACGAGAUCGAGGGCGAAGAGAUCAUCGUCGAGAUGGACGACAACGGGAGCAUCGUGCGGCGUCGGGUGAAGCGGAAGUCGGGCAAGACGACGGGUGCGCUGAGCCGGGCCAAGGCGGGCAGUGGUGGCGACGGUGGAAGCAAGAGCAUCGCCCGCCAUCACAAGCAAGAUCGGGCGGGCGCGGACGGGCCGGACGUGGUCGCGGUGGCGGCCGAGGAACCGGCCGGCGACACGGUCGAGCAGCAGCCCGGGCCGGGCAUGGGCCGCCGGGUGGUACGGGUGAAGCGCAAGUCGGGAAAAGCGACCGGCGCGCUCAGCCGCCCGAAGGGUGGCAGUGACAGUGGCAGCAAGAGUAUUAGUCGCAAUGCCAACAAAGGGCAGUACGACGAGGAGGGAAGCUUCGUGCCACCGUUGCCCGACUCGGCCGAAAGCCCCGACCGGGACGACAAGGAGAGCGAGGAGACGGAGGAAAGCCCCGAGCUGCACCAGUUCCGCGAGGUCUCGGAGGUGCGGUUUCCGGGCGAGGUCGGACCGCUCGGUGGGCACCGGCUGUGCAAGAUCCAGUGCAUCCGUGGCAGCUGGGUGGGCCCACUGUGCGCGAUGAACGAGCACGAGCAGGACGAGCACGGCCAGCUGAAGUUCGAGCCGCUGUACAAGCGGUGCGUCGUCGACCACAUUCCGCCCCAUCUGCUGCUGAGCUACAAGAAUGUGUCGGUGACUCUCGGUUGGGAUCUCCCGCACGGGCACACGCUCCAGGCACGAUGCCGCGAUCUCGGGCUCUACAAGCUGCUCGGCGAAUCGAAGGUCCUCUGCUCCAACGGCCUGUGGGCACCGAAGAUGCCAUCCUGCGUCCCAACGACGCUGCUAACUAAUUACUCUGAUGACAGCCCGCCGUCGAUUCGCAUCAAGGUUGGGGUCGGUUCGGCCGCGUACGAACCAUCGGGCGUGCUGGCCGUACUACCCACCAGCACCAUCCAUCUGGACUGCAUGUACCCGAGACGGCGCGGUUCACCCGAGUGGACCUGGACCGGAUGGUUCCGCCAAUAUCUGACCGGUUGGUCCGCCGUUCCGGAAGAGAAAGCCUCCCGCUACCGGCUCACGAUCAAGGACAUCCAGAAUCAGGACUCGGGCACGUACACGUGCGCUUCACCGCGUGGACUCACGAACAGCAUUGUAAUCAUUGUCGCAGUGUCACAAUGUGCCGGACUGUCGGAACCGAAUCCACCAUUGUCGCUGCGGCUGGAAGGAAUCAAGCUGGGACAGCGCGCCCUCUACCGAUGUCCGCUCGGCUACAUGCUGCAGGGUGAGGCGAACGCUACCUGUCUCGCAUCCGGAAACUGGUCAUCGCCGACGCCCACCUGCCACCCGAUCCAAUGUCCGCCGCUGUUCCUCGAGGACCCGCAUCUCAGUCUGGUCGAGCUGAACACGUCCGCUUGGGGUCGGGCCGUAUUCCGCUGCGCCUGGGGCUACCGAUUGAGCGGCCCACCCGGGCUGGAAUGUGAACCGAACGGACACUGGAGUGGCCCGAUACCGCGCUGCCGAGCCAUUCAAUGUCCACAGCCACUGGUUCCAAUAAACGGCAGAAUCGACGGCACCAGUGGCCUGACGAUGUACGGUCAGCGACGCUAUGCGGUCGGGGCACUGGUAACGUUCAGCUGCACCGAGGGUCAUCUUCUCGUCGGCGAGGCGUCAAUUGUCUGCACCGAAACCGGGUUCUGGUCACACCCGCCCCCGUUCUGUAAAGCACAGUGCCCCUACCCCGGAGACCCACCGAAUGGACUGAUUGCGCCGCUGAAGUUCCACUACGAUCCGGGAGACUACCUCACCGUCCAGUGCCGGCCAGGGUUCGUCGAGCAUGGCGCUAACGGUGGCCCCCCGGAACGUCCCCGCUGUACGCCCGAGGGUGACUGGUCCGGACCGGUGCCCCAGUGUCGAAGCUACGAGGAAAUCUAG